AUGACCGUGGCUCCUUAUCGGCCGGAUAAGAGAUACGUACCCCUAUUCCUCCCCGCCAUACUACCUACCUUACCCUUCGACCACAAACCUCGCCCGCCAGUACAGCAUAACGUACAAUCUCGUCUGAAACAGCAUCUACCGCCAGUCAACUUCUACAGCUCCAGCUUCACAACGUCUCCAAGAGUUCCUUCGCGCUGGGCGGUAGACCUUCGUCCCAAUGAGCGGUGGCGCUUACCGAUUCACCUCCAGGGAACCGCCAUCUUCUGCCCUGCUUUGCCUCACCUUGCCCUACCCUACCCUGCCCGCCCUGUCUUGUCCUAUCCUGUCCUUUCUUACCGUCCUGACCCCUUUUUGUUCUCUGCUGCUCUUCGAUUCGACGCAUUACAAUACCCUCCUGGCUGUGUGAGCUCAUCCUAUGCUCCCUAG
Colletotrichum higginsianum IMI 349063 is the source of this 426-nucleotide messenger RNA. RefSeq lists its product as uncharacterized. Lineage: Eukaryota; Fungi; Ascomycota; Sordariomycetes; Glomerellales; Glomerellaceae. The coding region runs from base 1 to 426 and encodes 141 amino acids. The transcript has a single exon. The record is from RefSeq and is a predicted model, not a curated record.